CACCGACAGGUCGCCAGCAGCCAUUCAUUUCCAACCCCACGAGUACGACUCCGCCCUGGAUCUUUUCCACAAAUGCCCCAUCAACGCGUCCAGCGCCACCGAUUCGCUUCAUUGCAGCCGCUGCUUGUAGGCACGAGACCCCCGACCUAUAAAAAGACCCGAGCCCAUCGGAUGAGGGAAAAUGAUCCACCUUGACGGACAAAGAGUCACCGUGCGUUACGACUGGCCGCUAUAGCAGCCUAUGGCGCGCUAUUGAAUGCUUGUUUCAAGACGUUGCGAGCCUCACAGGGGCUGGGUUAGAAGAAUAAAAUAUAUCCAGCGAAGCGCCGUUGCCAUGCUGCGCGUGCGUGUCCCGUUCAAUAGUCCAUAUUUUACCUCGGUUUCGUCGAAAUCUGUUAUAACGCUGCUGUGAGCCGUUGAUCGUGCUUGCGAAGUCGUAUAUCCAUUCAUCACAGCAGCGCGAGGCGAAAGACUCAAGAUGGUGCGCACGAUAUUCGCUGUGUUUUGGCUGGUGGCGGCUGUGUAUGCACAAAGCUCAAACUUCAACGGCCCGUUGUUCGACCCCUCCAAGGCACCCUUCUUCGGGCCCAGCUCCCUCGUCUUUCCUACGCUCACCGACGCUGUUCCCACCUUCACGCAAACACCUACCUCUAUUCGCUCUCGUAUAUCCUCAGGUGCCUCAGGCUCGCUUUCAACACAAACCAGGAAUUCGACUUCGACUUAUAACUCUUCGUCUCACUCCUCAUCUGCGUUCACAUCUUCCUCGACAAGCGCAUCUAGGACAUCCAGCUCAAGCCAGUCUGCUACCCGAUCAUCAUCGUCUACGGCAAGCGCAUCGGCCACGGGUGCAGCUGUGGUGAACUAUCCGGGUGUGGUAGGAGCUAUUGCUGGAGGCCUAUUUGCUGGAUUGGCCUUGGUUUAGGAGCAUGAGGACAGGCAACGCACCUCUGAACACAGUGACAACUGGGGGCUAGGGUACGGAACUGGAAAGGUGAAGAUCUUGAAGGAAAAUAUAAUGGUCUGGAGAGCUGGAAUAUCUACCCAUACUGCGUUUGGGGGACCUUAGAAUCGACGCUCGCGCGCCAUCCGCAUCGCUCUGCUUAUAUAGAUAAAUACCCUGCAGUUGCAGUCAAGCCCUUACGGGCCAUUCCCGAGCUGGCAGCUUCGGCAUUUGUUACUUUCCACCUUGAUCUGUGGGAAAUACCGCUAGGCUAAACAUGAAAUCACAAACUUCAGCGGAUCAGCAGUCGGAUACGACCCAGAAUGACUAAAUGAAGCGAGAACAGCAAA
Molecule: messenger RNA, 1290 nt
Organism: Cucurbitaria berberidis CBS 394.84
Lineage: Eukaryota; Fungi; Ascomycota; Dothideomycetes; Pleosporales; Cucurbitariaceae
Exons: 2
Coding region: 479-922 (147 amino acids)
Source: RefSeq, a predicted model, not a curated record